Molecule: messenger RNA, 873 nt
Organism: Adineta steineri
Lineage: Eukaryota; Metazoa; Rotifera; Eurotatoria; Adinetida; Adinetidae
Source: the annotation of a GenBank genome assembly
AUGAAUACGGAUACAUGUUAUCGUAUUAUUGGUGAUAUAAUCAUAAAAAAUAAAUCAUUAGCGAUAGAUGAAAUAAGAAAAAAUAAAACAGUUGAUAUAUCUUAUGGAAAUAGAAAAGCAACAAAUUUUAAUAAGAUUGCUAUCAUUCAAACACUUCAACCACUUACAUCUAAAACACCAUAUUUUGUUAUCAAAGUUCAAAGAUAUGAUCCAAAUGCAAUAUUAUCUAUUGGUAUUGCACCUUUAGAUAUUGAUAAACAUUCAGGAUUAUAUAAUAAUUCUCUUGGUUAUCAUAGUCAUACAGGACGAAUUUAUACAUCAUGGAAAGCUCAUGCAAAUACACUUGGACGUCCAUAUGGUAAAGAUAAUACAAUAGGAAUUUAUGUUACAUAUUUUGGUGAACAACAUUCAACAGUACUGAUUUUUUAUGAUAAUCUUCCAAUUGCUACAAGAUAUCAUUUUGAAGAAAAUAAAGAACGAUAUUUUCCAACGAUAACAUUUUCAGGUGGACAUAUUGAUGUUUCAGUUCUUUGGCCAAAUGCUAUUGAACAAUUACCUUCUAUUACUGAUAUACCUGUCUGUCAAUGGAUUCGAGCAUCAUCAAGUAGUUAUAAUUCAAAAACAGGAUAUUUUGAAAAUCUUUCAAAAGUACCAGAUUCAUCAAUUCAAUCACCAGUAUCAUUAUGUAAAUCAUUUUCUUAUUUUAUUGUUACACAAGAAGAAGUUUCAUCUCUUGAUGGCAAAGGUGCAAGUGUUGGAUUAGCUACAUUUUCUCCAUUAAAACCAACAACAACAUAUUCAUUAAUGAAAGAUUUUUAUACAUGGUUUCCUAAAAUAAAAAGUAACUCAUUUUGUUUGAAAAAACACUUUUGA